AUGAGGGCCGGAUUAGUAGUUGGGUCGGUGACGACCAGCGAAUACCUGAGGUUGUAUGUUUUUGAUCUUUUUGUUAUGGUUGGUGACGAUGUGAGGCUCAGUGGAGAUGUUUGUAGAUUGGCGGCGUCGAUGGUGCAUUGCAGAGUCUGUGCGUUCUGUAGGUGGCUGAGAACUCUCAGUACUUGA
This is a messenger RNA of Colletotrichum lupini, 186 nucleotides long. RefSeq lists its product as uncharacterized. NCBI's taxonomy places the organism in Eukaryota, Fungi, Ascomycota, Sordariomycetes, Glomerellales, Glomerellaceae. The transcript has a single exon. Bases 1 to 186 code for a protein of 61 amino acids. The record is from RefSeq and is a predicted model, not a curated record.